AUGGGGACAAUCCUACAGGCAACACAACCUGACUACAUAAGAAGAUGCCCACCUCAAGUCCCAUCAAUAGCUGCACUGGUUGAAGUGAUCACAUAUAGGUUCAAGAUCGAACCCGAAGUCAUGGCAGCUGCAUUAAAUGAAAUCAUUUUUUCUGUCGUGCUCUCUGCUGUUCUCGUCUUCAACAUAGCAGGAAACUCCCUCGUUAUCUACAUCAUCAGGAAUGAACGAGGAAUGAAAACCUCCACAAACUAUCUGCUGUUAAACUUGGCUGUAGCAGAUCUUUUAUUUGGUGUUUUUUUUGCUCCUGAGUAUAUAGUUCUGCCUUUGUUGGGUAGACCAUCCUUGCCUGAUGGAGUUCUUGGUGACUGGCUGUGUAAGCUAAUUGGAUUUGGUAACAUCGGUUGGAUGGCGUCCAGAACUUCUAUUUUCACCAUGAUUUGUUUAUCAGUUGAACGAUACUUUGCUGUUUGUCGUCCUCACACCUUCCGUCAGCGUUUCUCGCCAAAGAUCGUCAAAGUGCUCAUUAUGGUGUCCUGGAUAUAUGCUGUUGUUAUGGUAUCUCCCUUAGUUGUCGAUAUUCAUUUUAGCAGAGGCUAUUUUCCCUGCGUCUUCAACAAUUCAAUUUUUAAAGUUUAUUUAUUGUAUUCUUUGGUAGAAAUCACUUGUUUCUUGUCUCUGAUGAUAUUUUUUACUGUGAAAAUAUUCAUUUCCCUCUGGUGCAAGCAGACAGUAGAACCUACAGGAGAACGAGACAUCACCGAGAGAAGGAAGAAAAAGAAAGUCACAUUGUGUGUUCUUGCUGUAGUUGUCACAUUUGUGGUGUGCUGGAGCCCUGCUGCAAUAUACUUUGUUGUCGCACUUGGGUCAUCAUCAGCAAUACAACUGGAAUUAAUUACAGCAUCAAUUCUGACGGCGUCUAUCAAUGCUGCUCUUGACCCGUAUCUGUUUAGCUUCCAAAGUUCAAGAUUUAAGGUUUUGGUCAAGAAAGUUCUUUGCUGUAGAAAAGAGUCUUCCGGGUAA
Molecule: messenger RNA, 1020 nt
Organism: Actinia tenebrosa (Australian red waratah sea anemone)
Lineage: Eukaryota; Metazoa; Cnidaria; Anthozoa; Actiniaria; Actiniidae
Product: allatostatin-A receptor-like
Biological process (GO): G protein-coupled receptor signaling pathway
Cellular component (GO): membrane
Molecular function (GO): G protein-coupled receptor activity
Source: RefSeq, a predicted model, not a curated record